Rhizophagus irregularis DAOM 181602=DAOM 197198 is the source of this 1903-nucleotide messenger RNA. Lineage: Eukaryota; Fungi; Glomeromycota; Glomeromycetes; Glomerales; Glomeraceae. The record is from RefSeq and is a predicted model, not a curated record.
AACAGGCUGUUACAAAUACAUUUUUUCAAAAGAAAAUAUAUUCUUUUAUUGUUUUUUAAAUACCAUAAUUAAUAUAAUUAAUUUAAAAUAAUAAAAUACUUAAAAUAUUAUUAAUAAAUUGGAUAGAGGCCAUUAAUGCCUGUAGGAGAACCUGUUUAUAGUAACAAAAAGAGGGAUUUUUCAGUAGUAAAAAAUAAACAAAUGGACUCUUUGCAAUAGAAGGGGGGGAAACUGCUAAAAAAAAAUUUUUUUUUAGUUAAUGCUAAUUCAAACAUUUUUAGUAUAUAAUAUAAAUUUAAUUUGUAGUUUCUCCCAUUUUAUUAAAUAUGUUAUUUUAUAGAGAAAAUGAAGUACAUGACCCAAAAAAAGCUUUAUGUUACACAAAAGCCAAAAAUUCUCAGAGAUCACGUUUUUGUGAUGUUUAUAUAAUGAAAGAGUGUUUAUUUCUGUUAGAUUAUAGAUGCGUUACAAUUUCUAAAUGGCAAGCGUGAUACCAGGAGGUCUAAAACAAGGGAUGCCUUUUGGCAGCCCUUCUAAAGAUCUUUUUCGUUUAGCUAGCAUUGAUUAUAAGCCACUACUAGAGGUGACACCUACUUAUGUCGCGGAUAUACUUAGCAGGUCAACGAAUGCAUUAUCAAGCAUAAAUUUUACACAUUCUAUUAUUGAUAAACCACAAGGAGGGCAAAUAUUUCUCAUAUCUCUGUCUCCAAACGCGGAAGUUCCAUCAGAUGGUUACUUUUAUCCAGAUCCUGAAGUAACUCACAAAAUGCCAUUACCGGAUGGAAGGGAAUUGCUUUGUAUGGAGAGACAAGGUUUUUCGCCAAGUGAUCAAGUAACGAGUAAAAUUAGAAGAAGAUAUCGGUUCGCAAACGAUCACCAAGAUCUUCAAUUGUUACAUUAUUCUUUAUCUGAGAGACGUCAGCAACAGAUUGUUCCGCCAUUUACAAGACAACAUCCAACUCCAAACAGAUACACUAUGACACCAAUGGCACCCAUGCAAGCAAGCAUGAGUCCUUACGGGCGACCACCAAAUGCUAUUUCACCUAUGACAAUCCAGUCGCCUGGUCCUUCAUCAAUGCAUACACCGCCUUCUGCUUUGGGUCGUGGCCCUGUAGCGGGUACUCCUUCACCGAUGAGUAACUCUUACGUUCAAUUUCAGACUCGCGUUACAGGAGGCCAACGUGGACCACAGCCAGGAAUGCCACAAACUCCAACAAAAUCGGCUGGAAGACGCACAAAAAAUGCUAAGAAUAAAGCCGCCGCCGCCGCCGCCGCUGCUGCUGCCACUGCCGAAGAAGCUGAUGAACCCUCAGGCGACGAAAUCGACAAUCUGAAAUUUAGAGAGGUUGCGAUGUCAAGAUACAAAAGGAAUCACGAAUAUAUCUCUGAUAUUUUUUCUGCGUAUAGCGUUAGUUCUAUAAUACCACCUAAUUCAGUUUAUCAAGAAAAGAAUAUCGAUGAAUUAAAACAACAAUUGGCUACACAUCAGGCAGACAUCGACAAACUGAAGAAUGAACAUUCCGAAAAGAUUGAGGUAUUUAAACGACAAUCUAAUAUUUUAUCUAAAAGUAUGACCGAUCUUAGCAAAUGCAACACCGUUGAGGUAAGAUAACAAAUAGUGAAUUUUAUAUCUUCGCUUAAUUUCAUGUAUAAUAAAUUAAUGUUUUUUAAUGGAAAGGAAUUAUCGAAAUUACAAGAACGAACAGAAAAGGAGUUAGAUAUCUUAAUCAAACCUCUUAACCCAGUUGCAUUAAUACAAAUUCGAGAUGGACCAGAAUCAGAUGUGGAAGUUGAGAGUCAUAAUGAUUUGAUGCAAGAAGAUGCAAUAAGUGAAGAACUAUUAAUGGAAAGAAAUUCUGAACAUGAAGGGUUAGUCGAACUUGAUCAAGGACUUUCAACUUAU